AUGCUUAGCUCACUACGAUGGUCAGGAUGGGGACCGGAAUACUGGGCCUUAGUCGGUGGAAUUGUGUCGUUCAUCGCCAUGGUAGUGCUCCUCGCCCGCUUCGACAACAAACCGAUUUUCACCUGGCAAGGGAUCACUUUGAACACGAUCGUCUCCAUCCUCUCUGUGGCGAUGAAGGCAGCUGUCGCGUUUGUAAUCUCCGAGUGCUUGGCUCAGUGGAAGUGGAUUCUCUUCAUCCGCGAAGACCGACCUCUCAUCGACUUCGACCGGAUAGACAGUGCCACACGUGGUCCUCUUGGCAGCUUGCGCAUUCUGCUCAGGACAAAGGGCGCCUUUGUCGUUCAGCUCGGCGCAAUACUCACGCUCCUCGCUGUUGGCCUCGAUCCCCUAGCCCAGCAGAUCAUUCAGGCCCGAGAAGGAGUGAUCUACACGCAAACCAACCGACUAGACGAUGGUCCGCUCGCUCUCAACUCUGGCACAAGUACGUACUCCAUGGGUACCGUCGCUCGUAACCAGCGACAAAUUCUCAAUUCGUCCAAAUCGGAAUGGUCUGUAACAACGGACAUACCAUUGUCUAUGCAAGGUGCUAUUCUGAGUGGGAUCUCCAAGUCGCUAUGGGAAGUCGAGCAGGAAGCGUUGGUCCAAUGCCCUACCAGCAAUUGCACUUGGAACCAGUUCAGCACCGUUGGCAUUUGCCAUAGGUGCAACGACGUCACUUCAGACCUCCGGCGUGUCGAAGACUUCGGACAGGUCAUUGUCGCCAUGGCAAACACCACGUAUGCGGACUCAACAGUCCCGAGUACUGCCUUCGCUCUCCCCAAUGGUCAUUUCAUUGCAAAUAUCAACGGCUGCCCGCCGUACAACGGAAGGUUUGCCGAGUGCGAGAACCGCCAGCCCUUGGGGGUAUAUUCUGACGAAAGAUACACCACCACUUCGUUCGGCACUGCGAUUCCAAGCAAAACAAAUUCUAUGAAAGACAUCAACACUCUGAUUUGGUCAAUGAGCAUCAUCAACCCGGACAUGGAGGCACUCAAUAAAUCAUCUGGAUUCACGCCUGGAGAGUCCGAAACGAACUCAAAGGCCGGACUCAAGUUUUGGCCUGAUGUGCCCUUGCAGGCUACAGAGUGCGCACUUUACUAUUGUGUAAAGAACAUCGACUCAAAGGUUGAGGGCAACCAGCUCAUCGAAAGCAUUACGGAAGCCACAGAUGCGAUAAGGGAUCCCGACUCAUGGGAGCGGGGCCCGGAGUUGGAAGACGGUCUACCGGAGACCGUUAUCACGGAGGAGGCGAACGGUACCCUAGAGUUCGACAAGUACUGGUCUGCCGUGAGCUAUUCAGAGCUCAGGCUUGAGUUCCCUAACAACAAGACGCAAAGCUAUUUCAGAAUUUCGCCGGCGUCCGUCAUGUCUAUCGGCGCGCAUAUGCAACAGCUGUUCCGAGCCAACCUGACCGGCAGCUUGACGCAGAGGGAAGAAAUUGAGAAGAAAUUGGGCAAGGGCGCCGCUGGUAUCAAUGGUGCAUCUUUUGGCCCCUACAAUGAGUUGUCUAUGGAAGCCACACCACCAGCACUGAAUGGUCUCUGGGCCUGGACAAGGCACAACAUCUCCAGCACUUUCCACACCCUCGCAACGAGCAUGACCAACGAGAUGAGGAGGAACUUCGCACCAGGUCAAAACCAAGAGAACGGCCAAGACAAAGACCGUUUCCAAGAUGGAACGCUGAGUUACUUCGGCAAGGUGGGCAAGCCCACCGUACUGUACCGCAUCCAGUGGCCGUGGAUCGCGCUGCAUGGUUUGAUGAUCGUGGCAACUAUUGGGUUUCUGUUCAUAACUCUCAGCAGUUCUUCACGAGAAGGCGAUGUGCCACUAUGGAAGAGCAGCUCCUUGGGUGCAAUUCGUCAUGGACACGACGUGGGCGGAGUCCUCAGUCGCAGCACGACACUCGGCGACAUGGAGAGUACUGCGAGAAAGGUUCGUGUAAAUUUGCGUGGGGGCGAUUGCGAUGAGACCAAGUCGUGCAUCGACGGUUCAAGUCCGGGGAGUCAAACAGUAGCAUGA
Colletotrichum spaethianum is the source of this 2058-nucleotide messenger RNA. RefSeq lists its product as uncharacterized. The transcript is spliced from 2 exons. The coding region runs from base 1 to 2058 and encodes 685 amino acids. NCBI's taxonomy places the organism in Eukaryota, Fungi, Ascomycota, Sordariomycetes, Glomerellales, Glomerellaceae. The record is from RefSeq and is a predicted model, not a curated record.